AUCAUAGAAGAGGGUCGAUUAAACUUUCUUUAUCCUUAGCGUAGGCAUACAUAGAUAUUAAGUGUUAGAGAUCUAUGUUAAAGACGAUAUAGUUACGGUUGUUAUUGUUGUUACUGUUGUUGGGUUGGUAAUAAUGAUGACGACGAAGGUGAUCGCAAAAAUGAAAUACAGGCAUAGUAUGAAAUAUAUAUAAAUAUACAUUGUGCACAAUUCAAGGUUCUUUUCUUUUUCUCCCCUCUUAAUAAUAAUUAUUAAAUUAAUAUACAAACUUUGGUAUCUGUGCUUUUUUGUUGUUGUUGUUGAUAAUCUAUAGGUUUUUAGUUCGUUUAUUCAUAGGUAUUUUCUAUAUUACAAACAUUGGAUACAGAGUAAAAAUUUUAGUUUAAACAUCAUGAUUUCACGAAUACAUAUUCAUUGUGUUCAAUUCAACUGUUGGUAAAUCAUACUCAAGAUAGAAAAUCAUUACCACACACACACACACACACACAGAUACGUUUACUCAAAGGUACACAUGGAUACUAAUUAUUCAAGUCUUUUCUCAUUUUAAUUGAAUAUAAUCAAUACUACUACUAACAUUAUAAGUAAUGUAUUAUAACUUUCAGGAGAUACAAAUUAUACAUAAUGAUUAUGAUAAAUAAAAAGGACUAAUUAAGAACUUGAUUGGAUUUAUGUAUUUAGAUGAAUUCAAAAGACAACAUCAUUUGUCAAGAGAAAUUAAUUGAUGAAUAUUAAAUGGCUAUACCAAUUACAUUCCAUUCAUUACAUGAAACAUCUAAUACAGAAUUAAUGAUACAUUCAUGUGAUAUAAAUAAAUCACAUCUAUCGUCUAUAUCUUCGAAUAAUUCAUAUUAUAAUACAAUAGGACAUAUUGAUGAAUCAGAUCAUAUAGAUACAAAUGGAUUAUUUCCUGAAUGGUCAUUAAAAUUAUCAUCUAAACAAGAUCAUUAUGAUAAACUUAAUACUGAUGAUAUAACACAUUAUACUGAUCAGAUAUUACAUAAUAACAAUAAUAAUAAUAUCGAAUUGAAUGAUCCUAAAUUAUCCUAUUCAACAGAAUGUAAUAUAGUAGAAGAAGAAACUCAUUCAACUUUAUUACCUAAUUGUCUCACUAAAGGUUUAAAUGACUUGGUAACUAAAUUAAAUAAUAAUGAUCAUCAUAAUCAUGAUGUAUUAUACAAUCAAUCUGAUUGUUAUAAUACCCAUGAAUUAUCUAAUUGUGAUAUUAUUAUACCUUCAACAUUCAAUAUUAUUACAUCAUUGAAUAAUACAGAUCACGUUAAUCAUAAAACAAAUUCAUUCAAUUCAUCUAAAUGGUAUCCUAUAUUACAUAAUCGUUGUAAUACCGAUUAUUUAUAUAAUCCAUUAUUAACAAAAUAUGAUGAUCAUUCAUUGAUUUUAUCAACGAAUUAUACAAAUGAUACAUUGAAUUUAUCAAAAAUGUUUAAUUUAGAUAAUCAUGAAUUUGAUCAAUUGAAUGUAAAUAAAUUGCAUCCAGUUACAUCAUCAUCAUCAGCAACAUCCACAUCUUCGUCAUCAUCAUCGUCCUCCUCCUCCUCAUUCUCAUCCUCUUCUUCAUCUUCAUCAUUUAAUGAUAAAGAUGUACGAAGUUAUUUUCUUGAAGAAGGAACAUCGUUUGAAAAAGUUCGACAUUUAACAACGAAUAAAAAUGUUUUACAUAAACAUGAUUUAGUAGAAUCUUCAAAGAAUUAUCAUAAUAAUAAUAAUAAUAAUAAUGAUACUAUAAUGCCAAAGAAAGAAAUUGUAAAAAAGCAUAUUAUGAAUUCAUAUGAGAAUAAAUAUGAACAAGAGAAAAUGAUUUCGUCACCAAAUUAUCCUUCCUCGUCAAUUGUUUCAUAUAAUAAUAAUAAUCAUACUAAUUGGAUGAAUAAAGAUAAUAAUAUUAAAAGUAUACAAGAUCAUGAAACGUGUACAACAACAACAACAACAACAACAACAACAACUACUACUACUAUUAGUAGUAGCAGCAGUUUAAAGAAAAUUCCAUCUUUAUCAUCAUUGAAAUCAUCACGUUUAAAACGUAAAAUUGAUGGUACUUAUUCAUCUUAUAUCAUAAAUCAUGAAACAUCAAUCUAUGAAAAAGAAUCAUUGAAAUUAAUGAAAGAAUAUUCUAAACAAUCUAUUGAUUUAUAUAAUAAUAAUAAUAAUAAUCAUUUUAUUGAUUAUUCUAUUAAAUCAUCUACAUCAAAUAAUGAAUUACAAUUUAUCACUGAUUCUCAUUUAAUCGAUAAUGAUCAUUUAUUCAAUCAAUAUAAUGAUUCAUUACCAUGUUAUUUAUCAUCAAAUAUUGAUUUAAAUAAACAAAUUAUAAAUCAACAUCAUGAAUAUUUAUAUAAUACAUCAAUUAAUUCGAUUGAACAUUUUCCUAUAAUCAAUAAUAUAACAUCAUCAUCCUAUAUACCACAAAAAUCAAUACAAUUCGAUUAUUAUGAUAAUCAUAAUCAUAAUAAUAGUAAAUCAAUAGAGAAAUCAAUCAAUCAUAAAAAUGAUGAAACGAUUACAUUAAUAAAUAAUAUAGAUAAAAUAAAUAAUAAUAAUAAUAAUCAUAAUGAAUAUUCAAUUUAUUCUACAGAACAAUUAAAUCCUAUUAAUCCUAUAGAUCAUUUUAAUUCAAUUACAUUUGAUUAUUGUAAUCAUCCAAUGACACAUAGAUAUAUAUCAUGUACAAAUGAUGAAUAUCAUUCUUCUCCUUCUCCUCCUCCUCCUCCUCCUCCUCCACCUCCACCUCCUCCUGAUCCUCAUCCUCAUCAUCAUCAUCACCAUCAUCAACAUCAUAAAUUAACUAUAAGUAAUACAUUUAAUGAAGAAUUACAACACCCACCACCACCACCACCACAGCAACAACACCAACACCAAUCAGCACCACCACCACCAUCACAACAACAACAACAAUCAUUAUCUAAAUUGAAUAGUAAUAAUAAUAACAAUAAUACAACAUUAGAUUAUUUUAAUAUAAAUCCAUUAACUUAUUUAUCAUCGAAUAUAUUACCUUCAACAGAUAUUAAUGAUAAAUUAAAAAUGAAUUCAAAAUAUUUAGCUGCACAACAAGCAUUAAUAGUUAAAUAUUUUAAUCAUAAUCAUCAUAAUAAUAAUAAUCAUUUAACAACAAUAUCUCAUUUUAAUGAAUUCAAUGAAUUCUUUAAUGAAACUAAUGAAAUUAAUCGAACCAAUGAAAUGAAUGGAAUUAAUGAAAUCAAUCGAACCAAUGAAAUGAAUGGAAUUAAUGAAAUCAAUCAAACCAAUGAAAUGAAUGGAAUGAAUACAAUCAUUACAAAUGAAAAUACUAUGAUUAAUCAUUCAUCUAUUCAUUCAAUAUUAAAUAAUGAUAUGAUACUCCCUAUUGAAGAUAGUACUACUACUAUUACUACGACUACUAGUACUACUACUACUACUACUAAUCAUAAUGAUGAAUUAUGUUUAAAUAGAUUUGAUCCUUUUAUACAUUUACCAACAUCUAAUACACUUAAUUGUAUUCAUGAUUGUAAAGAUCAUUGUUUAGUAACAACAAUAAAAGAUAAGAAUUUCAUUGAUUCUAAUAUGAAAUUAUGUAAUAUGAAUACAAUGACAAAAAGAUUUCAACAUAAAUGUUCAUAUAAUCCAUUAGAUCUAGAUAAUAAUGAUAAUAAGAAUCAAUUAUAUCAUAAUCCAUCAACAAUCUUAUUGAAUAAUAGAUCUAAUCAUUAUAUGAAUGAACCAAUUUUAUUCAAUGAUACAUUCAUGAAUAAAUCGAAUACCGAUUCAUAUUUACAUUCAUAUCAUUGUUUUAUGAAUGGAAUAGAUACAUUCGAUGAAAAGAAUCUAAAAUUAUAUAAUGAACAUAAUACAUGUAUCAGUCCAUUAUUACUAUUAUCAUCAUCAUCAUCAUCAUCGUCAUCAUCAUCAUCAUCUUCUUCAUCGUCAUCGACGUCAUCAUCAUCGUCAUCGUCAUCAACACAUUCCACAACAUCAUCAACAUCAUUAUCAUCUACUUUAUUAUUAUCUUCUACAUCUACACCAUCAAUGAUAUCAUUUAGUUCGAAUCAUUCUAGAUUAUCAAAAGUUUCUAAUUAUAAUUUAAAUGAUAUCAAUUCUAUAUCAAUGAAUGAAACAGAUUGUCAUCAAUUAUGUUUAGUUUGUGGUGAUAAUGCAGCAUGUCAACAUUAUGGUGUAAGAACAUGUGAAGGAUGUAAAGGUUUCUUUAAACGGACAAUUCAAAAAAAUGCACAAUAUGUAUGUCUUCAAGCUAAAAAUUGUGUAGUAGAUAAACGUCGACGUAAUCGUUGCCAAUAUUGUCGAUUUCAAAAGUGUUUAAAAGUUGGAAUGGUUAAAGAAGUCGUUCGUCGGGAUAGUCUUAAAGGUCGUCGAGGUCGUUUAUCAUCUAAAGCACGUUGUCAAUUAAAUGAACAUGGUGGAUUAGCCAAUUGUUAUAAUGAUGGUAAUAUUAAUAAAAAUCUAUUACCUUUACAUAGUUUUCUUCAUAAACGUAAUAGUAUAUCACCAAAUUUUUCAUCUAUUCAUGGUAAACGUUACUCAGGUUCUAAUAUACAAUUAAAUCAUACAAAUAGAACAAAUUCCAAUACUGUAAAUUCAACUGUUACACUUUUAUCAAUGUUAAGUAGAGCAUAUGAAAUGGUUGGACCAAGAAGUCAUUCUGUAAUGAAUAAUAAUGAGAAUAAUUUGAUUCAAAGUAAUGAAUGCUCAAAAAAACAUGACGUAUUAAAUGGCGAGGUUGAAGAUUCUUUACAAGCUUCAUCUGAUGAUACCGAAAUUGAUGAACAUUAUACAAAUAAAUUUUGUUCAAUUCUAGAAGAAUCCAUGCAAGAAUUAAAACAUUAUGCUGAAUUAGUUCCAGGAUUUAUGAAUUUAUCAAUAAAUGAUCGUGAAAUCAUGUUAAAUUUACAUUAUUUAGAUUUAUUAAGUUUUCGUUUAGCUUGGAGGUGUGCCAUGGAAACAGAAGUCACUACACAUUCAAACUAUACACCAACAUCAUCUAUAGAAAAUCAUUCCGAUAAUUGUAUAAAAUUAAAUCAAAUUAUACAUGAAAAUUCUUUCAUAGAAAAACCGUUUGAAAUCUCUUCAUCCAUAAGAAUGACACCGACAACACCUUCAGCAACAACAACACAUACAACAACACCAACGGAAACAACAGCACUAUUACCAGUAACAACAACAUCAACAACCACAGCAACAACAAUGACUAAAACAAAUACAUCAUCUAAUUAUGAAAAUAUUUAUAUUCCAACUAUAAAUAAUUGGAAUCAACAAAUGCAUCAUUCAAGAAUGGAUAAAUCGCGUUUUAUUGAUUAUUAUAAAACAAACUACUUAUUAAAUAAUAGUAGUCAUAAUAAUAAUCAUAAAAAUAAAGAAAUUUUAUUUAUUUUUGAAAAUGGUAAAUCAAUGUCAUAUAGAGAAUUAUUAAAAUCUGGUUUUGGUAAUUGGGCUAAUCAAAUUAAACAAUUUAGUACACAAUUAAAACUAUUAAUACAAGAUGAUUAUAAUGCAAUUUGGGGUUUAGCUGCAUUAAUUUUAGUGAAUUAUAAAUCAAUCAAUUAUCUCACUCCAUUGUCAAAUUCUAGUGAAGUUUAUUCAUUACAUCAUAGAUUUGUUGAAAUGUUAAAAAGUCAUUGUUGUUCAUCAACUCAACAUAUAAAUUUAACAUCAAAUACACAAACAUCAUUCAUUUAUGAUUCGACUACUACUACUAACAAUAAUAAUACUACUAACAAUAUUAUAAGUAGUAAUAAUAAUUCAUCUAAAAAAGCUAAUAAACUUAAUACAAAUGAUCAUCUAAUAUCCACUUCAUUAUUACGUAAUGAUUCAACAUAUUUUUCUAAAGUAUUUCAACAAAAAGAUAUGAUACAUGAAAUGACACGUGAAUAUUUAAUUCAACCAUUACAACACUUAUAUGAUCAUGAUCCAAAUACAUAUUCAUGGUUAAAAGAUAUUUUAGAAAUAAUCAAAUUAUCCGACUAGAUGUAAACACGAUCAAGAUCCAUUUUGUUGGAUCAAUAAUGAUCUUAUUCAUAAGGAGAUAAUAAUAAAUAACUAAUGGUAUGGAAAGUAAAACAAACAAACACACAAACAAACAAAAAGUCACAAUUAUCUUCUAUCAUGAUGAUUAUUAAAUUUCUACAGGUAAAAUAAACUCAGUUUUCGCUCCGCUCCGCCCCCCCCACGAUCCACCCCCUCCCCAAUUUUUUUCCCAUUUUUUUAUUAAAUAAAUCAAUAUUCGUUUUUUCUUCCUCAAAUAGUUUCCAUUUAUCUCAUUUUGGUAUCAUUAAAGUUCUAUCAAGAAAUGAACAGUCUAAUAGGAUGAUAAAUGAUGUAUUAUAGUGAGGUUAAAUCAAAUAGAUAAUUAUAUAUAUACAUAAAGAGACAGAGAGAGAAAGAGAGACACAAUUUACUAUUAUGCUUUACAUUAUAUAUUGUAUUCAUGAAUUAAAACAAAAAACAAAAACAAUAAAGACAAAUAAAAUUAAUGCAGCUUAUGAUUUAUUCAUUCUUUUUUAAUGGAUUCAGUAUAUACUACUUAUAAUUCGUGAUUAAGAAUAGAAAACGACAAUGUUUUUGUUGUUGUUGAUUAUUACGUAACACUAUUACUAUUAUUACUAUUAUUAUUACUAUUACUAUGGUUACUAUUAUUAUUAUUAUUAUUAUUAUUAUCGAUUAAGUAAUCAGUCAAUAAAAUGUAAUCAUUCAAAAGACAAUCAUCUGAUUAAGUGAUUUGUUAGAUAAUUUAAAGAAAAUCUUUAUUACUACUGAUAAGACUACUCAAUAUUACUACUACUACUACUACUACUCCUAUUACUAUUACUAUUACUACGAUUGUUUUGUUUUUUCUAAUUACUAUGGAUAAUAUUAUAUGUAUGAAAAUGGCUAAAUAAAAACACAAAAAACAAACCCAUAAAGAUCGAUACAUGUGUAUAAACAAGUUACUAUGUGGAGGGUGUUUUUUUUUGUUGUCGUUGCGAUUUUCAGUGAUAACAAUGAUUAACAUUAUGUUACUAAUUAAUUUAUUACUUUAAAGAAAAGAAAAUAUAAAGAAAUUGAGUGUAAAA
Messenger RNA from Schistosoma haematobium, 7055 nucleotides. RefSeq lists its product as uncharacterized. Gene Ontology annotation, cellular component: nucleus; transcription regulator complex. The record is from RefSeq and is a predicted model, not a curated record. The transcript has 7 exons. Lineage: Eukaryota; Metazoa; Platyhelminthes; Trematoda; Strigeidida; Schistosomatidae. Gene Ontology annotation, biological process: cellular response to corticotropin-releasing hormone stimulus; regulation of transcription by RNA polymerase II. The coding region runs from base 733 to 5970 and encodes 1745 amino acids. Gene Ontology annotation, molecular function: DNA-binding transcription factor activity, RNA polymerase II-specific; zinc ion binding; nuclear glucocorticoid receptor binding.